Messenger RNA from Aspergillus udagawae, 1842 nucleotides. RefSeq names its product tetratricopeptide repeat protein. The transcript is spliced from 2 exons. Gene Ontology annotation, molecular function: protein binding. Bases 1 to 1842 code for a protein of 613 amino acids. Lineage: Eukaryota; Fungi; Ascomycota; Eurotiomycetes; Eurotiales; Aspergillaceae. The record is from RefSeq and is a predicted model, not a curated record.
AUGGACUGUGCGGAAUAUCUGGAUGCGUACAAUCAAUCUUGGCUCCGGCUGCUGGAGAAGACACCAACAUCUGAUCAAUAUAAUCUUACUCUCUAUUCCACCUGGAAUCUUACUUUAAAUCGAAUUUGCAAAGUCAACAAACUUGCUGCUAGACUCUUAUGUUUCUGUGCUUAUUUUGACAAUAAUGAUCUGUGGUAUGAGCUCUUCGAGACGAAGAAUGGGCUAGAGAAGCCAGAAUGGCUCCAAACUCUCACAGCGGAUAAACUUGAAUUCAACGACGCUGUGGGAAUUCUCCAUGAGCACGCCAUGAUCGAGCUGCCUGCAAAAGUGACAGACAAUGGGAGUGGCUCAAUUGGCUUCCGGAUACAUAACUGUGUGCAUUCUUGGACUAUCCAUGUCCUCAAUAGGGAUUGGGACUACGGAAUGUCUUCGCUGGCUUUGGGCUGUAUAGCCAGCAGAAUACCGCGAGAAAGCACUCCUUCGUUCUGGCACAUAUCGCAGAGGUUACUAGCUCAUGCGAACCGCAUUGUUGAUCUCUUUUCUCAGAAGCGGCUAAUUAAGGGCUAUACAGAAGCCCAGGUGGAGCAAAUGCAGGAUGUUAUUAAUUUCUUCCUUAUGCUUAACAGACCAGAAACUGCCGGGAAGGUGUGCAUGAGCCUCCAUGAACAGGUCGAGGAAACGUUUGGCCGCUAUCACCCAGCCACAUUUACCCUCAAGUGGCUCAUGAUUGACAUUUUUACUGGCCUGAAAAAUUAUGACGAGGCAGAAAGAUUGUGUAAUCAUACCCUGAGCCUGUUCCAAGCCGACCCUGAUGUCGAUGAAGGACGUGCAAAACGAUCGUUCACUCUUCUACUGGCACGGAACUGUAUACUCAGAGGACAGACGGAAAAGGGCAUGAAACUGUUAUCAGAACCCUCAACAUCUUCCCAGGAUGAGGAAAUAUCGGGUCUCCUAUUCGAGAAGAACCUGGUAUCUCUAUUAUGGACACAAGAUCAUGUGCAGGACAUGCCGAGAGAUAUGCAAACAUGGAUGGAGAACCACCUACCCAAGGAAGAAACAGGCAAGGUGAAAAGUUGCCAACAAUCUUUCAACCUUCAUUGUACUCAAAUUCACCUGUGCCUUUCCCAAAAUAAAACCGAAAAGGCCAAGGAUCUGCUCGUCGAAGCACGGGAGAUGUUUGAUAAGAAGAACUCGGCUGACUAUGCCAAGCCUUUUAUGUUCUCCCGCCUUGCUGCUCUUUAUAUCAAACUGGAUAAGUACGGGGACUUGAAGAGUCUCUGCGACAACGCGACGACUGAAGACUGGGAGUCGCUUUGGCAGAGUGAUGUUCAACUCUCUUGCCGUGUCGUCCUCAUGAGGUGCUACGUCCACUUGGGAGACCACGAGCUCGACGAAACUGUGGCUCUAUGCCAGCGGGCUUUGAAUAAGCUGCAAAACUCUCGAGCGCCAGGUUCAGCACAGAGGCAGAGCGUGCUGAUUAUGUUGGGAUCAGUGUACAUGCUGGAGGAGAACCUUUUGGAAGCAGAGAAACAGUUCGCUGCAGCUAUUCAAGAAACAAGAGAAUCCAAGCAGCAGUGUACAUCAUCCAGCUAUGAAAAUGUCUUGACCACAAUGAGUGCUCUGGCAGAGUGUUACAAGGACAGAGGCGAGCAAGAUAGUGCUCAAAGGUGUCUGAAGUUGGUAGAAAAAUGCCAGGGCGAGCUACUAAAGGCGAGGCACGGCGGACUGAAUGGACAAAACAGCCAAAAUGAAAAUUUACAAGCAUUACCUUCCACCACGCCGCCGCUAUUGCGAUUAUACACACCACGCACACCAGCAGCACCAGCAGCAUCACCUCGAUAG